Drechmeria coniospora is the source of this 1080-nucleotide messenger RNA. RefSeq names its product Glutamine synthetase. The coding region runs from base 1 to 1080 and encodes 359 amino acids. Lineage: Eukaryota; Fungi; Ascomycota; Sordariomycetes; Hypocreales; Ophiocordycipitaceae. Gene Ontology annotation, molecular function: glutamine synthetase activity. The record is from RefSeq and is a predicted model, not a curated record. Gene Ontology annotation, cellular component: cytoplasm. The transcript is spliced from 8 exons.
AUGGCUACCCGCGAGGUUCUCUCAUCGAGGACGGAAACCGUCAACAAAUACAUGAAGCUCGACCAAAAGGGAAACCUCAUGGCCGAGUACGUCUGGGUCGACGCCGUUGGCGAGACGCGAUCCAAGUCCAGAACUCUUCCCGUCAAGGAGUACACACCUGCGGAUCUUCCCAUCUGGAACUUUGACGGCUCCUCCACCGACCAGGCCCCGGGCGACAACUCGGACGUCUACCUGCGACCCGCGGCCGUCUACCCGGAUCCCUUCCGUGGCGCGCCCAACAUCAUCGUCCUCGCCGAGUGCUGGAACGCCGACGGCACGCCGAACAAGUUCAACUACCGACAUGAGUGCGCCAAGGUGAUGGAGGCCUACGCCGACCGCGUUCCCUGGUUUGGCCUGGAGCAGGAGUACACCCUUCUCGACCACGACGACCGGCCUUACGGAUGGCCUACCGGCGGUUUCCCUGCCCCUCAGGGUCCUUACUACUGCGGUGUUGGCAGCGGCAAGGUCGUCAUGCGUGACGUCGUCGAGUCACAUUACAAGGCCUGUCUGUACGCUGGCGUCCAGAUCUCCGGCACCAAUGCGGAAGUCAUGCCUGGCCAGUGGGAGUUCCAGGUUGGUCCGUGCGAGGGCAUCAAGAUGGGUGACGAGCUUUGGAUCGCCCGAUUCUUCCUCGCGCGCGUUGCCGAAGAUUUCGGUGUCAAGGUCUCGUGGCAUCCCAAGCCCAUCCCCGGAGACUGGAACGGCGCCGGUCUGCAUUCCAACUUCUCGACCAAGGAGAUGCGUGCCGAGGGCGGCAUGAAGCACAUCGAGGAUGCCAUCAAGAAGCUGGAACCUCACCACAUCGAGUGCAUCAAGGAGUACGGCGAGGAUAACGAGCUCCGUCUCACCGGCCGCCACGAGACCGGCUCCAUCGAGCAGUUCACAUACGGCGUCGCCAACCGUGGCACGUCGAUCCGCAUUCCCCGGGAAACGGCGACGAAGGGGUACGGAUACUUUGAGGAUCGUCGCCCCGCGUCCAACGCCGAUCCGUAUCGCGUUACCAAGGUCCUGAUGACGUCCAUCUUUGGCAAGCUACGAUGA